CUAACUGUGUAUAAACUAACUGUGUGUGGAUAAACUAACUGGGUGUUUAUUUAUUUACAUUGUUUAUAGUCUGCCAAUCUCGUUUGGACUCAAGGUGGAUUACAGAGUAAUUCAAUAAAAUCAACAGCAUGGGGACAUUUUAAUAAACUGUGAAAUAGGUUAUAUAAGGGCACUGUGUAUCACACACUUCUCUCUGUGAUACACCCUUGAAGAUGCCGGCCACAGAUGCAGGCGAAACGUUAGGAACAAGAUCCACCAGACCAAGGUCACGCAGCCCGGAAAGCCCACCACAACCAGUUGAGUCCGGCCGUGAAAGCCUUCGACAAUACAUUGAGCCGCUUUCCUCCGUUUAGGAUUGCAGCGUUCAGCUCAGGACGCCAAACUUAACUCCGCCCAAUCAAAAUCUCUUCCCAGAUCUGCCUUUGGGGUGAAUUGCCCUUCUCCCCGCCCUUCUCUCCCCCAGCUGGCUGGAAAUGUGAGGGGGGAAAAUGAUAUUCAAAUUAUUUUCCUACAGGGAGAGAGGGAAACGAGCGAGAAGGUUCCUAGGAUUGCAAGAAUAAAGGAAGACAAUAUAACAAGGAUUAAAUACAAAAUAUCGGGCCGUGGAAUGUUUCUUCUUUGAAAUCUCGAACUCAGGCGCCCACCCCACGAACGAUUCGGGAUUGUUGGUCACCCAUCCCACUGCGGUUCUUGGAGGAAGGUCAAGCAGAUGGCUUCAACCUGGUGGCUGGGAAUCCAAACGGGGAAACUGCUGCCAGAGCCGAAGAAGGAUUCCUCUGGGGAGGCCUCUCGGGCGGGGACUGGACGGAGCCCCCAUGGAAGCGCGGAUCGCCGGCACAGCUUAGCGGAGCCCUGUUUGGGGGGUGGGGGCUUUUGGCGUCGCUCUCCUCGUUCCCCUCGCCCCCCCCCCGCCCCCCGGGGCCGGGCCCCUGUUCCGAAGACUGGCUCUUUCUGCCGCCGCCCAGAUGUUAGUGCACACGUAUUCGGCCAUGGAGCGCUCGGAGGGGCUGAACGGCAGCUCGGCGGGGGGCCGCCUCUCGCAGCUCUCGUCGCUGAACCAGGCGGCCGCCUACUCGUCGGCGCCGCCGCUGUGCCACACGCCGGCCUCGGACUUCCAGCCGCCCUACUUCCCGCCGCCCUACCCGCAGCCGCCGCUGUCCUACCCGCAGAGCCAGGAGGCCGCCUACCCGCACCUGGCCGACCCCUACGGCGCCAUCAGCCCCCUGCAGCAGCACCAGCACCAGCAGGCCGCCUGGCCCUCGCAGCGGGCCCGCCACGAAGAAGCCGCCGCUGCCGCCGCCGCCGCCGCCGCCGCCGGCCUCCUCUCGCAGACGCACCGCGCCGCCCUCGGCCUCGACCCGCGCGGCAGGGACUACCCGGGCGUGCCGCGCCUGCUCCACGGCCUCAGCGACGGCGCGCACGCCUUGAGCGACGGCCCGCUCGGCCUCCACGCCCUGGGCCACCCCAGCCUCGACGACAUCCAGGCUGUGGAUGAAACAGGCAUGAAUCUCUUGGACCAGUCUGUGAUCAAGAAAGAUGGAAAACUGAUGCUCAGAGAUAGUAUCUUAAAGCCACCAACAGCUAAGAUGAGAUCUGAAUUCUGGUCCCUUGUACAAAGCCAUCCGCUAGGCAACAUCAGUUCUGUCUCAGUGCCCAUUCCCUCAAAAGCCAAUGGCACCACCAUCUCCGCCCUGACGAUGAACAAGGACACCCUCAUCGGUGGAGUGACAAAUCCCAAUGAGGUCUUCUGCUCUGUGCCAGGCCGCCUCUCCCUCCUUAGCUCCACCUCAAAGUACAAAGUGACUGUCGGUGAAGUUCAGAGGCGGCUUUCGCCCCCUGAGUGUCUCAAUGCCUCCCUUCUGGGCGGAGUCCUCCGGAGGGCAAAAUCAAAAAAUGGAGGGAGAUGUUUAAGGGAAAGAUUGGAGAAGAUCGGGUUAAACCUACCUGCUGGGAGACGUAAAGCAGCGAAUGUUACCUUGCUAACAUCCCUGGUGGAAGGAGAAGCUGUUCACCUCGCCCGAGAUUUCGGAUAUGUGUGUGAAACGGAGUUCCCAGCCAAGGCUGCCGCAGAGUACCUCUGCCGCCAACACUCAGAUCCUGGUGAACUCCAUGCCCGGAAGAACAUGCUACUAGCAACCAAGCAAAUCUGCAAAGAAUUUGCUGAUUUGAUGGCUCAAGAUCGCUCCCCACUUGGAAACAGCCGCCCAUCAUACAUCUUGGAUCCUGGCGUUCAGAGUUGCUUGACCCAUUUCAGCUUAAUAACUCACGGUUUUGGGGGGCCAGCCAUCUGUGCGGCUCUGACAGCAUUCCAGAACUACUUGGUAGAGUCGCUCAAAGGGCUGGAUAAAAUGUUCAUGAACAGCACAGGGAAUGGCCACUCAAUCGGCGACUCCAAAACGUCAGAAAAAGAAGUGAAACAUCGGAAAUAGCCUCCUGCAUUUCUCAGCCAGCCCCUGUAAGAGAGUCCUUCCGUUCCCCAGAUCAUGAAAUUGGAGGCCCGGUCUUAUCAAUGUGUGGAUUGAAAGAAGCCAAUUUAAGAACUGCCUUCCUGCCAUGUUCCCUCAAACUGUGACAGAUGCCUCUCAGAAAUCAAGUAAAUGAAAAGUGAAGACUGAGGAAAAACAUCUAAGGGAACUUCAUUGUGAUGGAAGCCAACCCAGAUGCAUUGAUGAGUUUCUGUUGAUGCUUUUGAUUUGCAGUAGUGGGUAUCGGAAGCCAGCUCACAUGUGCAAUUACUUCUUUUUCAUCAUUUUCUUUUUGAAACCCACAAUCGUAAACUAUUGAGGUGUUUCUGAAGGCCUGGCCCAACAACACCAAAGCAGACAGGCCUUGGUGGAAUCAAGAGCUACUGAGGGUCAUGGAUUUUGACUUGUCUGAUGGGACAGUUCUGGAGGGAGUCAUAGAGAGAGAGGGAUGUCCACCGAGGCCCACUGUCAUUGUGUCUUCUGGUCAAGAAAAGAGUAACUUUACCAGCUCUGGGACUUUGUUUACAGAUUUUUGACUUAUUAGCAGUCACUGUGGAUUUUGUCCAGGCUUUAUGUGGAAGACCAUUAUCUAAGUUUUGCUAGCAUUUUCUGCAAGGAGAAUCAAAUCCCUGCAAAGCCUCCACUUUAACCCAGUGUCAUUUGGCUGGCCAAGACCCCAACAGAAGAAAGAUGUUACAACUCACCACCUCCCUCCCAGGUUUUCAAAACAUUAAUAAUGAUAUUAAGCAAUGAAUAAAUAAUAAUAAAUUAAUUAAUGAUUAAAGCACAAGGAACAGAACUUGAAGGAGGCCAAACCCAAACUGUUUUGAAAUCUGUAUAUAUUUAUUUAUGUGUAAUUAAAUCAAAAAAGUUUUAAAAUGUCCAGUGCGCGUUAUUUAUAUUCAAUUAAGUUUGAAAAUUCUUACUUUUUUUUUUUUUAAACAUAAGCCGGUCUUUGGAAUUUUCUGCAAUGAAGUUUUGAAUAGCAUGGACAAUAGCCUGUGAUGCUAAGAACUAGAGACAUUUUUCCCCGGUUUGGGGUUUGUUUUUCCUCUUUUGUACGUGCUGUUGUUUCACUUUAAAAGCUGCAAUAGAUGUACAGUGCCACCACCACACAAAUGUCAGUCAUUAUCUUAAUAAAACCUCUUUUUAUUUGCAAACAA
Messenger RNA from Sphaerodactylus townsendi, 3628 nucleotides. RefSeq names its product transcription factor AP-2 epsilon (gene TFAP2E). Bases 966 to 2429 code for a protein of 487 amino acids. Gene Ontology annotation, molecular function: DNA-binding transcription factor activity, RNA polymerase II-specific; RNA polymerase II transcription regulatory region sequence-specific DNA binding. Gene Ontology annotation, cellular component: nucleus. The record is from RefSeq and is a predicted model, not a curated record. The transcript has 10 exons. NCBI's taxonomy places the organism in Eukaryota, Metazoa, Chordata, Lepidosauria, Squamata, Sphaerodactylidae. Gene Ontology annotation, biological process: regulation of transcription by RNA polymerase II; regulation of cell population proliferation; anatomical structure development.